AUGAUUUCUUUCUUUUUUCUGGGUUUUCUUUUGGCUUUUAUUGUAGGCAAUAUAAUCACUUUCUUGGUCUACCUUGCUCCAAUCACAACAUUUCACAAAGUAUACAAGAAACAAUCUACAGAAGGAUUUCAGUCACUUCCUUAUGUUGUUGAACUAUUCGGUUCGAUGUUGUCAAUAUACUAUGCAAUCCUUAAACAAGAAGUACUUCUUGAUCUCAUCGCUAUAAACUCAGUUGGAAGUUUAAUAGAGACCCUCUACAUUGCCCUUUUCCUAUUUUUUGCACCCAAGAAGUCUAGGAUGCAGACAAUACAUCUAGUCUUGUUGAUUGCUCUUGGUUAUGGUUUGAUGGUCAUAUUGACUCUAUUCCUAGCAAAUGGUCAUAAGCGUAUCCAAAUUGUGGGAUGGAUCUGUCUAAUAUUUAAUCUUAUUGUAUUUGCAGCUCCACUUUGCAUAAUGAGAAAAGUCAUACGGACAAGAAGUGUCGAGUUCAUGCCUUUUCCUUUAUUGUUUCUCCAGACGUUAGGCGCUGUUACGGGGUUCUUCUAUUGGCUUUUGCUCAAGGAUUACAAAUUCGCGUUUGCAAACGUACUGGGAUUUAUUUUCGGAAUUGUUCAGAUGGGGCUUUAUAUAGCCUACAGGAACAGGAAGGAAAUUUCGCAGGAGCCAAUGGUUAAUCCAAGACGCAACCAGGCAGUUCUGCAACCAAAUGAUAUUGCUGAAAAUGUCAUAAAUAUUAUUGAAGAUGAUAAUUUCUUAAGGUAA
This is a messenger RNA of Ziziphus jujuba (common jujube), 762 nucleotides long. RefSeq names its product bidirectional sugar transporter SWEET14-like. The transcript has 5 exons. Gene Ontology annotation, biological process: carbohydrate transport. The record is from RefSeq and is a predicted model, not a curated record. Gene Ontology annotation, molecular function: sugar transmembrane transporter activity. Lineage: Eukaryota; Viridiplantae; Streptophyta; Magnoliopsida; Rosales; Rhamnaceae. Bases 1 to 762 code for a protein of 253 amino acids. Gene Ontology annotation, cellular component: membrane.